Austrofundulus limnaeus is the source of this 3190-nucleotide messenger RNA. It is a transcript of the gene lrfn5b, whose product is annotated as leucine rich repeat and fibronectin type III domain containing 5b. The record is from RefSeq and is a predicted model, not a curated record. NCBI's taxonomy places the organism in Eukaryota, Metazoa, Chordata, Actinopteri, Cyprinodontiformes, Rivulidae. Gene Ontology annotation, molecular function: protein binding.
GUGUGUUAACCUGAUUUUAACCCAAAUGGAGUCGCUCCUGGUGUACCUGAUAGUCCUUGGUGUGGCUGUGAAGGCUCACAAAGUUCAAAUCUGCCCCAAACGUUGCAACUGUCAGGUGCUUAACCCCAACCUGGCCACUCUGUGUGACAAAAAGGGGCUGCUGUUCGUCCCGCCCAACAUCGACAGGCACACGGUGGAGAUGCGGCUCGGGGACAACUUUGUCACCAGCAUUAAACGGAAAGACUUUGCAAACAUGACCAAGCUGGUAGACCUGACCCUUUCCCGGAACACUAUAGGUUCCAUCGCACCGCAUGCCUUCAAAGACCUGGAGAACCUACGAGCCCUUCAUUUAGACAGCAACCGGCUGACCCGCAUUACCAACGACACCUUCAGUGGGAUGUCCAAGCUGCACCACCUCAUUCUCAACAACAACCAGCUCACCCACAUCCACAUUGGGGCCUUCAAUGACCUAACAGCACUGGAGGAGCUGGAUUUAUCAUACAACAAUUUGGAAAGUGUCCCCUGGGUGGCCAUUCAGAGGAUGUCCAAUCUCCACACGCUCAAUUUGGACCAUAACAUGCUCAGUUUGAUUCCAGAGGGGACGUUCUCUGGGCUGCAGAAGCUUAAGAGGCUGGACGUGACCUCCAACAAGCUCCAGAAGCUUCCUCCUGACCCUGUUUUCCAAAGAGCAGGAGUCCUGGCCACCUCUGGGAUAAUGGGGCCUUCGUCAUUCGCACUGAGCUUCGGAGGAAACCCGCUGAGGUGUAACUGCGAGCUGCUGUGGCUUCGGAGGCUGCGGAGGGAGGACGAUUUGGAGACCUGUGCCUCACCACAACACUUGGCUGGACGCUACUUCUGGACUGUUUCAGAGGAAGAGUUCCUGUGUGAGCCUCCUCUCAUCACGAGGCACUCCCAGGAGCUGCGAGCUUUAGAGGGCCAGAGCGUGACCUUGCGCUGCAAAGCCAGGGGUGACCCCGACCCCAAUAUCCACUGGAUCGCACCGGACGGACGGCUCAUGUCCAACUCCUCCAGGGCGCUGGUCCACGCGGACGGAACGCUGGAGAUCCUCAUCAGCACUGUCAAGGACUCCGGUUCUUUCACCUGCGUGGCUUCCAAUGCUGCUGGGGAGGCCCAGCAGACAGUGGACCUGGUCAUCGCCAAACUCCCCCACAUAACCAACAACUCGGUAGCGGAUCAGGAGCCGGACCCCGGAUCGUCCGAUAUCGCCACAGUGUCUAAGACAGGGUCAGAGGCGAGUGCGGGGGUCCCUCUGGGGAACGCCAAGACGAGCCAAGAGAAGAAGGUGGUGAUUGCCGAGGCCCACUCCACCUCAGCCCUGGUCAAGUUCAACUUCCACAGGAGUAUUCCCGGAAUCCGCAUGUUUCAAAUCCAGUAUAACGGCACCUAUGAUGACUCACUGGUGUACAGAAUGAUACCCCCCACCAGUAAAGACAUUCUGGUGAACAACCUGGCAGCUGGCGCGCACUACGAUCUGUGUGUACUGGCCAUCUACGACGACCAGGUGACGUCUCUGACGGCCACCAGGGUGAUUGGCUGCGUCCACUUUUCCACAGAGCCACAGUACCUGAGCUGCCACUUCAUGCAGUCCCAGUUUCUCGGCGGGACCAUCGUCGUCGUCAUUGGGGGGAUCAUUGUGGCRUCCGUGCUCGCUUUCAUUAUCUUCCUCAUCGUGCGCUACCGAGUGUGCAACCAAGGAGAUACAGAUAAGGCCUUGGAGAUGGGGGAUAUUCGAUCACUGAGCAGUGACGGACAGCUACAAGGGUGUGGGAUUCCCAAGUCCCUGUCCAAGCAGGUCCUACGUCCAGAGAAGAAUGACAAGGACUGCCUCAGGGUCGCCCUCCCUCCCCUGGAGCCGACCAAACAGCGAGUACCUGUCGCUGUGCCCGCCACAAAACCUUCUGUCCCCGACUGCACGGUCUCUACCUCUGCUGGCAGUCACAGCUGGCACCCAGCCUCUCCGGGAGCGCCGAGGCCCAAACGCUCUGGAGCCGCACCCAAACCCUCAGAGGCCCGGCGAGCUGAWGCUCAGGCGAACGUGGAGCUCAAUAACAUGAACCGGAAUAACUCUUCAGAGGUUAAAACGGCCACCGCCGCCGCCGCUCUCCCCGUGCCUGGCCAGCCGGUCAAAUGGACUGCCGCUCCCAGGGGGCCGCGGCCGCACCACGCUUCCCGACAUUACAUGACUGUGCCAGCGGGGGGCGUGAGAGUGAACCGCAGGCACUCGCUUAACGCGGACACAUACAGGGAGCGCUGCUACAUGGCCUACCCAAAAACUGGGGCCAGCCUGCGCUCCAAACGCAGCCUGUCGAUGAGCGGGGAACUGCCGCAGCUCGAGAGCUCGACAAACAUUCACCGAGCCCGAGACAAACUGUCCAGGUCUGAGUGGCUGCUGGAGAGCACUUUAUGAUUCGAAGUUAAUGACCUGCAUUCUGGUUUUUCUUGGAUUGGAUUGGGGGCCYGUUCCGGAGCAUACAGGAAGUCUCUGUCUUGCUUUGAGAUUUUGUGCUCCUUAUUGAGGGAACCUGUGGAGGACAGGCACACAGGGUCACGGAAAACAUUUCGAUUUUUUUACCUUAUAACCUGUCAAAGUCUUCUUUAUAUCAACAUUUGAUUGAACUUUAAUGAAAAGGCACAACAGUGUAUAAAACAAUGUCAUGUAUAAAAACGUUUAGUUGAAUGAGAUACUAUACAUCUCAGUACAACCAUAAGUAUUCAUGUGGUAUUGAAUGCAGUAACCUGAACAUACUGUAUUAUAACAAGAAAAGCAUCACACAAGGGAUGGUGUUAUAUUUACAGUAUCUGUUACUUUAAAGGGACAGUUCAGAUCUUUUGGAAUGGAAUUCUGUGGGAAUGUUAUAAACAACUAUAUUAGGUUGUAGAUAGCGCUUUUAAUGGUCUCAGUUUGGAACAAUAGAGUUUAAUUCUGACUAGCUAAUGGCUAAACUCAGUGGUGCCACCAAGAGGGGACCAAUGGAGGCAAUGGCCACMCUUAUAAAUUUGCUGCCCCACCAGACCAGAAAAUGUAAUAAGCGUAAAAUCCCUCUGAAUAUGAAUUUAGGAGUGAAGAGCUGUAAAUCAAAAUGAAACAGGCCUAAAUCAGAAUUUCCAUUUUACUGUACUAUUUUAAAAUCUUAUAAAUGACAAGAUGAAUAAAUGUCUGUCGUGCCUU